AUGAGGAAAAAGAAUAAAGAGCAAGAGAGGAAAAACAAGAGAGAAGAGAGAAAAAGGGAUGCAAAAGGGAAAAAUGAGAGAGUGAAAGAAAAAGGAGAGCAAUCUGGUUCAAAAGAAAAAGAGGGAAAAAGAAUGACAUUAUUCGCAGGAGAAAAAAAAAUGAGAGAGGCAUUGCAUGACAUGAGACCUUUAUACCUUCUUAUGUGUAAAGAGUCUUUAUUUUUAGAUUCUGACCUUAAUUCUAGCCUCCUUACUUUUGCCAUUGCUCAUUUGCAGGAAUACAAGGAUGUUUUUCUAGAGGAAAUGCCACCCGGCUUACCACCAUUAAGGGGAAUUGAGCACCAAAUUAAUUUCGUGCCUGGGGCUCAAAUUCCUAAUAAACCAGUAUAUGAGCAAUCUCGAGGAGACCAAGAAGCUUUAAAAACAAGAUGA
Messenger RNA from Hevea brasiliensis (rubber tree), 432 nucleotides. RefSeq lists its product as uncharacterized. The record is from RefSeq and is a predicted model, not a curated record. Lineage: Eukaryota; Viridiplantae; Streptophyta; Magnoliopsida; Malpighiales; Euphorbiaceae. Bases 1 to 432 code for a protein of 143 amino acids. The transcript has a single exon.